Heterocephalus glaber (naked mole-rat) is the source of this 4719-nucleotide messenger RNA. RefSeq names its product G protein-coupled receptor 156 (gene Gpr156). Gene Ontology annotation, biological process: G protein-coupled receptor signaling pathway; gamma-aminobutyric acid signaling pathway. Gene Ontology annotation, cellular component: G protein-coupled receptor heterodimeric complex; membrane. The record is from RefSeq and is a predicted model, not a curated record. Gene Ontology annotation, molecular function: G protein-coupled GABA receptor activity. Lineage: Eukaryota; Metazoa; Chordata; Mammalia; Rodentia; Bathyergidae.
UGCGGUGGCCCCCGCAGGGCGCACGCACGUCCCGGGUGGCGAUGGGUGCGGGUCCCCGUCUCCGCCCCGCCCCGAUCCUGUUUGGCCCCGAGAAGCCGAGCGAGCGAGCGACAGGAGCACCCCGGCGCCCAGCACGUCCAUGGCUUAGCGCUGCUCCGCCAGGGAGGGACCCGGCUAGGUGAGGCCCGGUUCGGAACUCUGCAGAUCUCUUUGUGGACGACCUGACCCCGAAUUGCAGAGCACCAAGUGGAAAGGGUGGAAAGCGGUCGGUCCUCCCGGGAUGUGGGCAGUUUCCUUGGAAGCGGGGUCCAGUGUGAGAGUACUUGGAGCAGUGACUGCCCUCUGGUGGUGAGCCAGAAUUGUCGCUUUGUGUCACCUAAUGGUUACUAAGAUGCCCACCUUGACUAACAUGGUACAAUGGGCAACAGGGGACCGGGGGACCAGCUGAAGAAUGUCUGAUGUUAGAGUAUGUCUGAUGAAGAAGCCUACUGAAAUAACCCUUCACUUCUACCUGAAUUGGUUGUUUACCCUGGAUUCUGAGCCAAGAGCCAGCUCUAAAAUGGGAUCUCUGAAGGAAAGAUUUGAGUUCCUCUUGUGUUUUAGUCGGAGGUCUACAUCCCUGCCAGUGGGUAACCAAGACUGUGAAUAAGUACCCACCAAGAAAGCAUGUGGGGACAUGGAGCCUGAAAUAAACUGCUCUGAAUUUUGCGACAGUUUUCCCGGCCAGGAGCUGGAUCAAAGACCCCUUCAUGAUCUCUGCAAGACAACAAUUGUAAACCAUUUCCCAGGACAGCGGCAAGACCAUCUCUUCAUUAUCUCCUGCCCUCCUGUGUAUUGUUUGGACUUUUCUCAGCUGUGGAUUACUUUUGAUGCUCUUCUUUCUUGCCUUCACAAUUCACUGCAGGAAGAACAGGAUUGUGAAGAUGUCCAGUCCCAAUCUGAACAUUGUGACCUUGUUGGGAAGUUGUCUGACUUACAGUAGCGCUUACCUCUUUGGAAUUCAAGAGGAUUUAGUGGGGAGCUCAAUGGAAACUCUCAUCCAGAUAAGACUGUCCAUGCUGUGCAUUGGGACCUCCCUUGUGUUUGGCCCCAUUCUGGGGAAGAGUUGGCGACUCUACAAGGUGUUUACCCAGAGGGUCCCGAACAAGAGAGUGAUUAUCAAAGACCUGCAGUUGCUGGGGUUGGUGGCAGCCCUGGUGAUGGCUGAUGUGGUCCUGCUUGUGACAUGGGUGCUGACCGAUCCUGUCCAGUGCCUCCAGAUCCUUGGUGUCAGCAUGAUGGUGACAGGGAGAGAUGUAUCCUGCUCUUUGACCAAUACACGCUUCUGUGCUUCACGGUACUCUGAUGUCUGGAUUGCUCUCAUUUGGGGAUGCAAGGGGCUGCUCCUGCUGUGUGGUGCCUACCUGGCUGGCCUGACAGACCAUGUCAGCGCUCCUCCUGUGAAUCAGUCCCUAACCAUCACGGUUGGGGUCAACCUGCUGGUCCUGGCUGCUGGGCUGCUUUUUGUGGUCACCAGAUACUUGCACACCUGGCCCAACCUGGUCUUUGGACUCACAUCUGGAGGCAUCUUUGUUUGUACAACCACAGUCAACUGCUUUAUCUUCAUUCCCCAGCUGAAGCAAUGGAAGACAUUUGAAGGAGAAAACCAAACAAUCAGACACAUGGCCAAAUAUUUCAACACUCCCAGCAAAAGCUUCCAUCCACAGUUUGGUGAGGAGCAGAGCUGCCAUGCACAGGGCGAGAAGAGCUCAAUGGAGAGGCUGCUCACAGAGAAAAAUGCAGUGAUUGAAAGCCUGCAGGAGCAGGUAAACAAUGCCAAAGAGAAGCUAGUGAAGCUGAUGUCUGCUGAGUGUGCCUGUUAUCCCCCAGAGUGGGCUGUCCCUCCCACCUCCUCCCAGGGCGAGGGCAUCCCAGCUGCAGCCUCUGUCCCUGGCCUGGCACAGGGACCCUCAGAAUGCCCCUCUGUUCCACAGAAAGACCCUGACACAGCUGCCCAGGACUCCCAUUGCACCUCAGGGCCCUCCGCAGGCACGCAAAGCCCCCGGGCCCCUGGGAGGAACGCCAGCCCCUCCCUAGGCCUGAAGAAGACACCUAACUUGAAAGACUUCUCUGAUCACCUAGACCUGAAUAAUAGCCAGAAGCCACAGGCUGAGCAGAGCCAGGGUUCACAAAGAGGAGACCAUGGGCCCAUGGCCCCCAGCCAGAGUCUCGUCCCAGGCAGAGGGGCCUCAGAUCCCCAGAGACAGAGGCAGAGCUCAGAGGAGCCCCUAGAGAGGCUCCCUAGGGUCAGUUGGGUGGUCAGGGAAAAACUUCAGGAAGUCAUACAAGAGCUGGGCCUGAACCGCGGGGCUCCCUUCCCCAACUCCCUGUCUUGUCCCCAGCAGCCCUGGAAGGGCAGUGCUGCCCACAGCCCACAGAAGAUGCCAGUCUCCAGGGAGCUGGGCUUCAGCCCUUACAUAGUGAGGAGGAGGCGGACAGCUCAGCGGGCUCGCUCUCACUUACCUGGUUCUGUGCCCUCCUAUGUGGGGCAUCAGACAGAUCAGACUCUUUCUGGGACACACAGUGGGCUGAAUAUACAGAGUGGGGACAGUCCCGGACUGGAUCACCAAACCACUGAUUGUAAGGUACAAAGGCCCUCUUCCAGGAAGGCUUCACUUCUCCCAGAUCCUCAAGAGAGGUUGGGCAGCAAACAAGGCCAGGCAGAGCCUCAGGGGGCCAGGGCAAGCAGUGCAGCCUUUCCUCCCCAGCCUUCAGCCUCUGCCUGGGCACAGGGGCCCAUGAGCCCAUACCUGUCCACCUCACCAGUCCUGCCCAAGCAGCAGCAGCUUCAGCUCCCAGGAGCCCCUGGCUCUCCCUCCCUGUCUUCUCAGUGUAACUACCUCGACACUGAGUCCAGCAGCUCAGACGAGUUCUUCUGCCACUGCCACAGGCCCUACUGUGAAAUCUGCUUCCAGAGCUCCUCUGACUCCAGUGACAGUGGCACGUCAGACACUGACCCUGAACCUGCUGCAGGACUGGCCUCAUGGGAAAAGCUGUGGGCCCACUCCAAGCCCAUUGUGAACUUCAAAGAUGACUUGAAACCCACGCUGGUAUGAAAAGCAGCAGGGUCAGUCUGGCUGAAGACAUCAGUCCAGGUUGAGCUGAAGCAAGGCCUUCAGAAGGAGAGCAAGGGUCUGGUCACUGGGGAACACUCAGGGCCCUGCACUUGACCAGCCCUGACCACAUUUCACUCACUGUGAAACUCUGAGCACUUCCUGAGUUGUAAAAAGAGGGGUAUUGUCUGUCUUCCUCCUAUCUCAUAGCAUUACUGUCAAUGACUCCAGUUGAGUGACUAUAAAAAAUACCAACUCCUCUAAUAAAAGGUGCUAAAUGAGCACACAGUUUUCUUUCUAGGUCAGGCUGCAUCCUCCAAGACUUUUAAUGUAUACCGGUGGAUGGCCGGAUGGACAGAAAGAUGGAGGAUGGACAGGAGAUUUCUGCAGAACCUAAAUUGUGGGCUAUGAUCCAUGAAGCUCGCCUUCUGGUGGGCAGACUUACCAAGAACAUCCCUGGUCCUUUCAUUUCUAGAAGGGGUUGUCUUUUUUCUACUGAAAUUAUAAACAGUGUCAUGCCUGUGCUCCAGCUUCUGCCAGCCCCCCUCACCCUGCCUGCCUCACUAGCCUUCCUGUGUCCACCCUCAUGCCAUCUCAUCACUGUCUCUGAGACGAUCAGAUCCUCUGUACCUACCGCUGUGCAGGUCUCUGCUGUGCUCACUCAAACUGUCUCCUGGCCAUGUGGCUCAUCCCCAUAGGUCUCCCAGUGGCAUGGUGUUGUGCUGGGAGGAAGUAAGGGUUGGGGUAGGAAGGAGCUGCUGGUCCCGAGGUGCUUUCAGUGCCACUGGGGUCACAUGACCACCAAAGACACACACAAACCUGGAGACAAACUGGGGAAAUGGGAAAAAGGAGUGAUAACACAAGAAAGCAAACAGGUUGUGAACAUUUCACUUGAGUUGGCUCUGCACUUGGCAAGAUCAAAAGUCAGUAAUUCUUGGGAUAACCCUGUGAAGUAGACAUUCAUUUUUAUAGAUGGGAAUCUGAGGCUUAGAGACUAAGGUCACUUCCCAAGUAUCACACUGCCAGAGAGUGGCUGAUGGAGAGUUUGCACAUGGCUCCCAGUCCUCUUGGCUGGUGGACUUCCUAGGGGUGUAUCUCUUCACUCUUCCAGGGUGGCAGGUGAGGCGGCUGAGCAGGCAGAUCAUAUAGCAAAGGUGGUGUGAGACAGCUGUGAGGUGCUCACCCUGCAGCCUGGGUUGACAAAACUGGGCUCCUGGCCUCCACUUCCUCCCUGAACCUUCAAGGAGUGGGGAAGUUGGUAAGGAUGAGUGGCAGGCACUCGCCUCUGACCAAAGCCACAGGGAGAGCAAGCUGGGCUCACCUCCCUUAUUUCUGAACUGGUUGUCAUUUACAGGGUCUCCCCACCCCUUCUGUGUGUGCAUCUGUGGUUUUUGUGAAGGAGUUAGGGCCUGGGAGGGGGAUAUUUGGCACUAAGUUUUUCAGAUUUAUCACACUUUCAAGUCUGCUGACACCCUGUGAUCCUCCAGAUGCUAAACCAGGAGGUGGUUUACUGUCUACUUUCAAAUACAGAUUUCAUAAUUUUUUCCAUGUGUGGGUUUAUAGUCUCUGCAUGUGUUGUUUGUAUGCUGUCCAAGCAGUACCUUAAUAAAAGAGAUUUGACUGCUAA